CUCGACACUUGCCAAAUUUCCUGGCCUUCCCAUUUCGUCCCAUGUGAUUAGUUAUGUAAUUUUCGUCACCUGCUAACAUAACAAACAGUGUAAUUCUGACACAGGACGGUUCUAAGCAUCUAGCACUUUAUGGCCUACCGCAGUAACGACAACAACAGCAACAACAACAACAACAACAACAUAAGCAGCAAGAAAGUGAACCAAGACUCAAAGAUGACUUCUGCAUCAUUACUUAGAUCAAACUUCUUAGGAGUUUCAAGUCGCCAUUCUAAUACAUUCAAAACUCUCUUGGCAUUUUCAAUGAACACGCGUCAAAGUUUUAACUGCCUAUCAUAUCAAAAUUUAAGAACACUUUCAAGCAUUAGCCCACAACAUAUUGUGUUUAAACGAUGUCUUAAUAGUGGCUACCAACAAAGAGAUUUAUCAACCAUGAAUGAAGAUAGUGGCUCAACUAUUUCUGCACCUGUAACACUCAAGGAGAAAAUAUAUAGUUUAUUUCAACGUAUUGGGUGGAUUUUCACCAGGAGUUCGAUUUUGCACUGUAGAGCAAGACAGAUCUAUGGAUGCUGUACAGAUGGAGUUGAUUACAAAGAAUUUUUCAAAGUUUGCAACAUGCCUGAUACAUUUCAGUCAUGGUUCCUUGUCAUACAUUUACAUAUUUGGAUGUGCUAUGUCAGACUGAAUUCACUUGAUGAUGAUGGUAAAACCGUCAAUCAGAAAAUGGCUGAGCUAAUGUGGGAAGACAUUCGAGAACGAAUUAAUCUCUUAGGGAUCGAAGACACGAAAGCAAAGAAAGAAAGUUUCAAGGAGCUAGCAGAGCAGUUCUAUGGAUUAACAAUUGUGUAUAAUAAGGCAUUUAUGUCUGAGAACGAAAAAGAUUUCGCAGACGCAAUAUGGAGAAAUCUUUUUCACGACAAGGAAAAAACAAGUCGGAAAAGCUUGGAAAUAAUAUUACAAUAUAUCGACAAGCAGUUGACAAUGCUGGACGGCAUGAAGAAAGAGGAAUUACUUGGAGUUGGGAAAGUAGAAUGGACUUCGCUCGAAGAUAUUUUAAAUUCGAAAAGUGUAAAUUAUGUGUGAUAUCCAGAUAAGAUCCAAGUAGUUAGAUUCUAGGUUCAGUAUGAUCCAGACAGUGUAUAUUACUUAUUAAAUUGCUGUAUCAUUGCUCACUUCUAUUCCGUGUCUCAAACAAAGGCCUCCUUCUUAUAAACGCCGAAAAUAUCAAAGCGACGAUUCAUUUGAAAAGGAAAGAAAUAACAGAAAGAGGAAUGCACAAAGAAUGUCAGGUUUAUUCUUCAUUAUUAUGUGAUCAGUGAGGUUUUCUGUUCAUUUCUUCGUUCUUUUGUGCAUAUGACAGUUUAACGCGA
This is a messenger RNA of Rhopilema esculentum, 1367 nucleotides long. The record is from RefSeq and is a predicted model, not a curated record. NCBI's taxonomy places the organism in Eukaryota, Metazoa, Cnidaria, Scyphozoa, Rhizostomeae, Rhizostomatidae.